Cyclopterus lumpus (lumpfish) is the source of this 1902-nucleotide messenger RNA. RefSeq lists its product as uncharacterized. Lineage: Eukaryota; Metazoa; Chordata; Actinopteri; Perciformes; Cyclopteridae. The transcript is spliced from 10 exons. The record is from RefSeq and is a predicted model, not a curated record. Bases 1 to 1902 code for a protein of 633 amino acids.
AUGGCGACAGUCAGUGUGAUCGCAUUCAGCUUUCUGCUCUCCACAGCUCUUUCUGCGCCUCUGAACGCUAAUGAGGACUCCAUGACCUUGUUCUACGGGGAGGAUUUCCACAUCAUGCUGCCCUCACUCGCGUUGGAGGUCAUGUUUUGGAACAGGACGACUCCGCGGAUGGCCGAUGUGUUCCUGAUGCGUGGCGGCAUCGUGGUCAACAGUCGGGCCAAACUCAACCGCCACCUCAGCCACCUCAUUAUAGAUGCUGUGGGUGAGGGAGACGAGGGCGUGUACACCGUGAAGAAUCCAGAGAAGCCAGAGGACACCAGACGCAUUACGCUUAUUGUCCGAGAUUGUUCCAACGAGCAGAUCAUUAAAUAUGGAGACAACUACCAUGUCCCGCUGUUAGGGGUGACUCCUCCCAUCACCCUGGAGUACAGGCCCAGUGCUGUGGAGGCCAACCUGACAUCUAGACCUGCUCUGGUGCUGCUCACCAGCACAGGGAUGUCCAGGGACGGCUACCAGGGCCGAAUCAGCGUCAAUGAGCGCCACGUCACCCUCAGGGCUGUCACAGGUGCAGAUGAAGGUAGCUACACUGUCAGAGACGCUGAAGGCAAUAUCCAAAGAAAAGAGUGUCUCAACGUCAGAGAGCACCAACACUUUGAGACCUUGCCAUUCGGUAAAAGACUGAAGAUCAACCUGAUACUCAACAGCUCCUUGGUCCAUCUCUACUACAGCCCGGAUAAUGACCCCACACCCCGUCUGCUGCUGGACAAGGGGGAAUUUACCACUGCCCAAACAGAGCUGGGUCUUGAGGACCGUCUCUCUUCGGAGGGUUCAUGGGUUUAUCUGGAUCAGAUCAAGGGUACAGAUGCGGGCCAGUUCAAAAUUACUGACAUACUGGGAUUUACUGUGUCCAGCAUCUACCUGGAAAUACAACCCUACAAGCUGGAGUCACUGUAUGUGACCAUCAUUUCCCUGUUGGGUCUGCUGGUCUUCCUCCUGCUGGUUUGUCUGCUGUCCUGCCUGAUCAAAGUGAAGAAGAGGGCCAAGAGGGCUGCUGCCUUGAAGAAGAUCGCCAAUAAUUCUGGCAAAGAGGAUGAAGGAGAGGCCUUCCGACAGGUGGUCAAGAACAUCACCAAACUCAGUGAGGAGUCCAAGCACUCCCAGGCAGACAAUACAGAGAAAUCUCAGAGCACUGAGGUGGAUAUUAAAGGUCUGGAGGUUUCCUCUAAAGAGGUUGGCGUCGGUAACCUAGACACCAGUGACUCUGGCGUCGGCUUCAACACCGCCCUCCCUCUAGACACUGACACUGAUGCCCCUGAUCAAAACCUUGACUCUGUGGCCGUAAGCAUCUCAGUUGACUCUGAACCCAAACCAAGUCCACAGUCUGCCACUGCUGAGUCCAAGCCAAGCGCUCCUCCAGCUGCGGAAAUUAAGUCCAGUCCAGUAGCUCAAACUAAAGCCUACCCUGCACCUGAGACCAAGAAAACCCCUGAUCAGCCAGUGGAAGCACAGUUGGACGUGCCCAAACCAGCAGAUGUUAAGCUCAGCCCAGCCUCGAGCCCUGAGCCCAAGGCUGGUCUGAGUCCAGCUGAUCCAAAGCCUGUACCCAUCCCAAGCCCAGAGCCUAAACCAGCUACUCCUAAAGCCACCACUCCCACACCAGAAAGUAAGAGUGCUCUGACACCCAAAGCUGAGCCCCCGAAACCAACCACUCCAGAGCCUAUCACCAACGGUACACCUGAGCCAGGCCCGGAUUCCAAAUCAAGCCCAGAUCACGCUGAUGUUAUCGGAGCUCCAAAAGUAGCUCCCCCGAAGACCCCUGAAGUAGAGCAGAAAUCCAGUGGUGCUGCGCUGGAGGCGAGCAAAGACGACACCGUGGCUGAGGAUUCAACCACCACCACUUGA